UACUUUAGGAGUUAUUUAGUUAACUUCUAUAAUUUAUAGCGAAGAUAAUAUUAACUAUUGAAAUAUUUUUGAUCAGAAAUGAAUUUUUAUUUUAUAAAUUAUUAAAUCAUCACAUAAGUAAUGCUAAUCUUUGAUAAAGAAUUACUGUAAUGGAAAUAGAAUAUUGUUACUGUCCUUUAAACCAAUGUUUGUUGGACCACAAUUAGAAUCUACAUUGUAAGUUAUCUUUUAAAUUUGAAUUAGAUUAUGAAGUUAUACUAAUUCAUCUAAUGGGUAAAGUGGUGUCUAACAUAAAUAGCAGCAUUGAAACUCUAAAGUUAUUUUGGUCAUCAAUAUUAGAAAAUGGCAGUAUCACAUUUGAACGCUGGGCAGAACACACAAAUCAAGUAGCUUUAGAAAUUUGGAAUUCUAGGACCUUUCAAAAUGCACAGUUAGGUGCUAAUUUAGCUUGGGAUCAAAUUUCUGAAACAUGGAUGCAAGCUAAAAGUACAAUUCAACAAUAUGACUUGAACUUUAUAAUUGAUUCUGUACAAUCAAAAAUUAUAUACUUAACUGGUUAUAACUUUAAUCGUACUCAUGUUUAUGUUGGGUUUGCUGGAUUGUUUGUUGGAAGUGGUGUUGGAUUUUUGAUUGGUAUUAAUGUAAAACCAUCUGCCAUAACUGUAACUCAUAUGAAAGCUGCUUCAGCUACUAGCUAUAAUGGCCUUGAAGGUAUAGCUCUCUUAGAAGAUGUUGUCACACCAGAAAUAACUAAAUCUGACCAAGUAAUGAUUAUGGUUAGAGCUGCAUCUAUUGACCCAGUAGAUUUAUUAGUAGCAACUGGUUAUGGAUCAUUUCUAAGAAAAAUUUUAAUCAAACAGGCCUAUCAGAAAUCAUUUCAAAGAGAAUUUCCCCUAGUAUUAGGUCGUGAUUGUUCUGGUGUUGUCAUUGAUAUAGGUUCAGAAGUUAGACGUGACCUUAAUAUUAAUGAUGAAGUAUGGGUAUGUCUUCCUCCGUGGGCUCCUUGCGGUUCUAUUUGUGAAACAAUUGUUGUAUCUGAUAAAUAUGUUACCCAUAAACCACGAAAUUUGUCUCAUGAACAAGCAGCUACUCUUCCUUAUUCAGGAUCUUUGGCAUGGCUAGCUAUAUUUCAAAAAGCUAAUUUAAAUCCUUUUAAUGCUGUAGAUAAAAAUAUUCUAGUUUAUUGUGGUGAUAGUGGGACAGGAUCUAUUGUAGUUCAAUUAUGUUGUUAUUUAAAAGCAAAUGUUACUGUAGCUUGUACAAAUCGUGUAUCAUACUUAAUGAAGUAUCUUGGUGCUUUAAAUACUUAUGAAGCCGAAACUGUCAGCAUAGAUCAAUUAUUAAGCACUGCACCUUUUGGUUAUGAUUAUGUGUUUAAUACAGCAGGUGAUGUAAAAAGUAAUCUAUGUAAACAACUAUGUAAUACGAAUGGUACUGUUAUUCUAGUGGGACCUCAUAGAUUACCAUCAGAUUCUUAUGGAGCCAUUCGUAGCUUCUUUUAUUUACUAUGGUUAAAAAUAUCAAAUGUAUUUAAAAGUGAUAAAAGUCAAGACUUUAAUAGCUUUCAUUUUAAGAUAUUGAAUGAAUUAACUAGCAUGGCCAAUGAUUUUGUUCUUCGUCCAGUUUUGGAUAAAGCAUUCAUGGAACAUGAGGUAGAUCGUGCAUUUAGGUAUAUGGAUAGUGGACAAACAGUUGGAAAAGUAGUGAUCAAAUUCAGCAAUUUAAAUUGUCCGACAAAUACUUUGCCUAGACCAUCAGGAAUUUUGUUCUAGUAAAUUUUAAUUUUGUAUUCAAUGUUUUAAAUUCAUUAAAUAUACUAAUGAAAAUUUUUGUGAAGUUAUGGAAAAAUUUUUAAAUAUACCUUUGAAAUUAUUGUGUUUA
This is a messenger RNA of Daktulosphaira vitifoliae (grape phylloxera), 1881 nucleotides long. RefSeq names its product reticulon-4-interacting protein 1, mitochondrial-like. Bases 270 to 1772 code for a protein of 500 amino acids. Gene Ontology annotation, molecular function: oxidoreductase activity. The record is from RefSeq and is a predicted model, not a curated record. Gene Ontology annotation, cellular component: mitochondrion. Lineage: Eukaryota; Metazoa; Arthropoda; Insecta; Hemiptera; Phylloxeridae. The transcript has 10 exons.